AUGGGGUUGGCAGAAGCGUCGGGACCAAGGGAUACGCAGGCACUGCUGUCUGCAUCCCAGGCAAUGGAGCUGCAGAGGCGAGACUACCAUGUGGAACGGCCGCUGCUGAACCAGGAGCAGCUGGAGCAGCUGGGACACUGGAGCUCAGGGUCCCCCACCAGCCACUGGCGGAGCUGGUUUCAGUGCUCCCGAGCUCGGGCCCGUGCCCUGCUGUUACAGCGCCUUCCUGUUUUGGCCUGGCUACCCAGAUACCCAGUGCGUGAGUGGCUUCUGGGUGAUCUGCUGUCAGGCCUGAGUGUGGCCAUCAUGCAGCUACCACAGGGUCUGGCCUAUGCUCUCCUGGCUGGACUACCUCCUGUGUUUGGCCUCUACAGUUCCUUCUACCCCGUCUUCAUCUACUUCCUGUUUGGCACUUCCCGGCACAUCUCUAUAGGAACGUUUGCUAUCAUGUCUGUGAUGGUGGGCAGUGUGACAGAAUCCCUGGCCCCGAGUGACCCCCUUCAGGACCUAAACAGCACAGUCCUCAUGGAUAAAAGGGUGCAGCUGGCUUCCACACUCAGUGUCCUUGUUGGCCUCUUCCAGGUGGGGCUUGGCCUGGUCCACUUUGGCUUUGUGGUCACCUACCUGUCAGAGCCUCUGGUCCGAAGCUAUACCACGGCUGCGUCUGUGCAUGUCUUUGUAUCACAACUCAAGUACGUGUUCGGCCUUCAGCUGAGCAGCCACUCUGGACCCUUGUCCCUCAUCUAUACAGUGCUGGAAGUCUGCUCCAAGCUGCGCCAGAGCGUGGUCGGCACCGUCAUCACUGCAGUUGUGGCGGGCGUGGUGCUCAUGGUGGUGAAGCUUUUGAAUGACAAGCUGCGGCGGCACCUGCCUGUACCGCUGCCUGGGGAACUGCUCACGCUCAUAGGGGCCACAGCCAUCUCCUAUGGUGUGGGCCUGAACCAGAAAUUCCAGGUGGACAUCGUGGGUACCAUCCCUGCAGGGCUACGGCAACCAGUGGCUCCCGAGCCUAAGCUGUUCGCAGAGCUUGUGGGAAACGCCUUCGCCAUUGCUGUGGUUGGCUUCGCCAUUGCCAUCUCCCUGGGGAAGAUCUUUGCCCUGAAGCACGGCUACCGGGUGGACAGCAACCAGGAGCUGGUGGCCCUUGGCCUUAGUAACUUCAUUGGGGGCAUCUUCCUGUGUUUCCCCAUCAGCUGCUCCAUGUCCCGGAGCCUGGUGCAGGAGAGCACCGGAGGGAACACGCAGGUGGCUGGAGCUGUCUCCUCCCUCUUCAUCCUCAUCAUCAUCCUCAAACUUGGGGAACUCUUCCAAGACCUCCCUAAGGCAGUCCUGGCUGCCACCAUUAUUGUGAACCUGAAGGGCAUGUUGAUGCAGUUCAAGGACAUAUGCACGCUCUGGAAGACCAAUCGAGUAGAUCUGCUCAUCUGGUUGGUGACCUUUGUGGCUACCAUCCUGCUGAACCUGGACCUUGGCCUGGCAGUUUCGGUGGUCUUCUCCCUGCUGCUGGUGGUGGUCCGCACACAGCUACCCCGCUACUCUGUCCUGGGGCAGGUGCCAGGCACGGAUGUUUACAGAGACGUGGCCGAAUACUCAGAGGCCAAGGAGGUCCCCGGCGUGAAGAUCUUCCGCUCCUCGGUCACCAUGUACUUUGCCAAUGCUGAACUCUACAGCGACACGCUGAAGCAGAGGUGUGGUGUGGAUGUCGACCAGCUCCUGUCCCGGAAGAAGAAGCUGCUCCGGAAGCAGGAGCUAAAGCUGAAGAGGACGCAGAAGAAGCAGCCUAAGAAACAGGCUGCCUCCUCCAAGGGCACCUCAUUCUUCAUAAAUGUCAACGCCAGUCCUGGGGCUACGGAGAUCAACAAUGUCGGGCCUGGAGCUGCUGAGAUCAACAGUGUGGAGAACUCCAAGGUCAAGGACUUAGCUGCCCCCCACACGUCUGCUGUGUCCCUGAGUCUUCGCCCUACUCCGCUCUGGCUGGCUGAGGCUGACUCUGUGUCUCUGUGUCCCUGCCCUCGCCUCAUCAAGGACAACCCGUGCAGCUUGUCUGGUUUUCCAGAGGAUGAGCCAGAAGGUACAGCAGCCAGCAACCAAGAAGGUGCCAAGGCCCCAGGCGGGUCCACGCUGAAGGCCCUCGGCCUGCCGCAGCCCGACUUCCACAGCCUCGUCCUGGACCUGAGUGCCCUUUCUUUUGUGGACACUGUGUGCCUCAAGAACCUGAAGAAUAUUUUCCGUGACUUCCGGGAGAUUGAGGUGGAGGUGUACUUGGCUGCCUGCCAUGCCCCUGUAAUCACCCAGCUUGAGGCCGGCAACUUCUUCGAUGCAUCCAUCACUAAGCAGCACGUCUUUGCCACUGUCCAUGAUGCGGUCAGCUUUGCCCUCCAGCAUCCAAGGUCCGGCUCCAUGGACACUGUUCUGGUCACCAAGUUCUGA
This is a messenger RNA of Elephantulus edwardii (Cape elephant shrew), 2430 nucleotides long. It is a transcript of the gene SLC26A6, whose product is annotated as solute carrier family 26 (anion exchanger), member 6. Gene Ontology annotation, molecular function: bicarbonate transmembrane transporter activity; oxalate transmembrane transporter activity; secondary active sulfate transmembrane transporter activity. The record is from RefSeq and is a predicted model, not a curated record. Bases 1 to 2430 code for a protein of 809 amino acids. Gene Ontology annotation, cellular component: membrane. Gene Ontology annotation, biological process: transmembrane transport. NCBI's taxonomy places the organism in Eukaryota, Metazoa, Chordata, Mammalia, Macroscelidea, Macroscelididae. The transcript is spliced from 22 exons.